Contarinia nasturtii (swede midge) is the source of this 753-nucleotide messenger RNA. RefSeq names its product cyclin-dependent kinases regulatory subunit (gene Cks30A). NCBI's taxonomy places the organism in Eukaryota, Metazoa, Arthropoda, Insecta, Diptera, Cecidomyiidae. The transcript is spliced from 2 exons. Gene Ontology annotation, cellular component: SCF ubiquitin ligase complex; cyclin-dependent protein kinase holoenzyme complex. The coding region runs from base 330 to 560 and encodes 76 amino acids. Gene Ontology annotation, biological process: regulation of mitotic cell cycle. The record is from RefSeq and is a predicted model, not a curated record. Gene Ontology annotation, molecular function: histone binding; cyclin-dependent protein serine/threonine kinase activator activity; protein kinase binding.
UUCAAACAUCAGGCUUUUGUAUUAACAUCUGCGUGCAGACGAUCAAACGUACAAAAAAAGUCAAAAUUGAUUUUAGUUUAAUUCACAUUGUAAGCGACCGAAUUUUAUAAAAAGAACGUAUAAAAAUUAUGUGUAUCAUUGAAAACAUUUGUAUCGUAAAUUAAUAUUUUUGUAUAAGAAAAAAAUUGUUCAAAUUUUGUGAGAUAAACAAAAUAAAAAAUCGGUGAAUAUUUGGCGCAUCGCAAAACAUACGCAAAAUCCGUGCAUACCGAUACACAGAAGAGAGAUAGAGUCACAGUUUUGCCGCAUAACGCCAAUCGAAGAACACAAUGAGCAAAGAAAUUUACUACUCAGACAAAUACUUCGAUGACGAAUACGAAUACCGACACGUCGUGCUGCCGAAGGAACUGGUUCGUUUGGUACCAAAAUCACAUCUGAUGACAGAGACAGAAUGGCGAUCAAUUGGUGUACAACAAUCGCGCGGUUGGGUCCACUACAUGAUUCACACACCAGAACCACAUAUUCUCCUGUUUCGGCGUCCACUGAGCAAAACAGCCUAGAGUUCCAAAAUAAAACUCUAUUCAUCCAGCUCAAUCACCAUGAAUAUUAUUUUUAAUAAACGGAUAAUAUCAUAAGAAUUAAAUCGUCGAUUGCAUAAAAAAUUCCUGUGAAUUAUACAUACAUUAUAAGUGGAAAUUUUUUUUUACUCAAUAAAUAAAAAAAAAUACUAUGUUAAUAGAAAUAGCAACUAAA